This is a messenger RNA of Exserohilum turcica Et28A, 1596 nucleotides long. RefSeq lists its product as uncharacterized. The transcript has 2 exons. The record is from RefSeq and is a predicted model, not a curated record. Bases 1 to 1497 code for a protein of 498 amino acids. NCBI's taxonomy places the organism in Eukaryota, Fungi, Ascomycota, Dothideomycetes, Pleosporales, Pleosporaceae.
AUGUUGACCAAGAGCCUUUUCGCGACCUCCAUCCUUGCAGCAUGCGCUGCGGCCGCUCCCAGGCCUCAAGAUGGCAACGUCUCAGGCUACACCAACGCGGAUGCUAGCUUCUCGGUCACCUUUGAACCAGCCGAGACACCGGCCACAGUCUUUGGCCCUGCCUCCCAGGCCAUACCCACCGCACCCGGCUCAGCACCUCCUCGCAGGAGCUCAGACGUGACUGGUGCUACCAGCCACGGCCCUUACUCAGGCACUCCCACUACUACCGGAGCUGAAAAGGCGCCUACUACCCUUGGUACUGCCAUAGCACCACUGCCACCAAACCCAACUGCUACCUACUACAACACCAAUGGCAAGCCUCAGGACCCAAUGCCCAUCCCCUACAUGCCGGCCGGUGGACUCGGCACCAACGGUACUCUACCUCGCUACAUGGUGAAUAGCGACUUUGACUACGAGUCCAUCACCCUUGGUCUGUACCAGGAAUGGAUUGAGCUUGACCUGUUCAACAACGGUCUUGCCGUCUUCUCCGAGCAGGACUUCCUCGACGCUGGUCUUACUGCUGAGGACCGUGCCUACAUUGCCUUUAUGGCUAUCCAGGAAACUGGCCAUGCCACUCUUCUUACCAACAUGCUUGGCGAGACUGCUCCUCCCCAGUGCACGUACAACUACCCAUUCCGCACUGUCCGCGAAUUUCUCGACUUCAACAUGAAGGUCACCCGCUGGGGUGAGUCUGGUGUCUGGGGUUUCCUCGCCCACCUCGACGCUCGUGAGGUUGCCAACCUCCUAUCCCAGUCGAUUGCUACCGAGGCCCGCCAACAAAUCUCUUUCCGCCAGAUGAUGGGCCUUCCUCCCAUGCCCGUAUGGUUCGAGACUGGCAUUCCUCAGUCAUGGCAAUGGACCUACCUCGCCCCGUACAUCAGCUCCUGUCCGGAGAACACGACUCGCCUCGCAUGGCAGAACUUCCCAGCUCUGUUCAUUGACAACCAGCCCAACCCCAACCGCUUCUCUCCUAACGACACCCAGCCCAACGAGGUUGCUGGCGACCGCCCCUCGGACCCUUCAGACUCGACCAUCCCUCCUGGUGAGAGCUGUGUCAACGUCAACGGCACCGAGCACCCCGGAUACUCUUGUGGCCCUGCCGUUGCCCGCAAUCGCAGCGAGCCCCUUUCCUUCCCCGGCAAGCUUGUCAACCUGACGUGGGAGAACCCCGGCAAGCCCGUCGGCCCUAACAUGUCCUACAUUACCGACACGGUUGCCGGCGCCCCCGCCUUUGUCGCUUGGGUCUCGCAGCUCAACCUCACCUACACGCCCCUCGAGAUCACCGGCAACAACACUGGAUACACGUACCAGCCUGCCAGCGAGGUCUACCAGGGCGACCCAGCCGCCAACGAUACCAUGUUCCUUGCCCUGACCGACUCGGACCCGUUCCUGACUCCCUUCAACCUCAGCAUGAUCAACCCUCAUGUUGUUGCUCUCGGUCUGUACCAGGCUGGCUAAAGCGUGUGUCGGUGUAACGCGCAUGUAGAUACUUAUAAGCUAUACUUAAUUACGCUCUGUAUGAUUACUGGAAAGGUCAGGGAAAGCUAGUAGUUUAAU